GGUGCUCCAUCUCAACUAACAGUCCUCCAACCAGUACGUGGGCCUUAGGCAUCGAGUUGGCAUUUCAAGUUAUCUCCAAAGGAAACUCCUUCUUCUACCAUGAGCCUUCACGUGCCUCUCUGUACAGUGUCUGGCCUUCAUGUCCUUUGCCGCAGCUUCUGAAGAGACUGCCGAGAUUUAUUUCCCGGGCACGGGGUGAUGGGCACGAACAGAGCACUGUUGAAGACAACAUCAUCCUGGUGGGCUUCUCGGAUCAGCCCAAGCCUGGAAAAGAUACUCUUCGGGUUGUUUUGGCAUCAUACCUCCUGACUCGUGGGAACACAAUCAUCAUUCUGAUCGCUUCCAUGACCCUAAUCUCCAAAACACCCAUGUACUUUUCCUCACCCCACCUCUCCCUAGUUAUAUCUGCCUUUACCACCAGUAUUGUCCCCCAGCUGCUGUGGAACCUCAGGGGACCAGCCAAGACCAUAACCGCCCUGGGCUGUGCUGUCCAGCUCUAUGUCUCCCUGGCUUUGGGCUCCACUGAGUGUGUUCUCCUGGCUGUCAUGGCUUUUGACCGCCAUGCUGCCGUUUGCAAACCUCUCCAUUAUGCAGCUGUGAUGAACCCACCGGCUGUGCCAGGCCCUGGCAGGGUUGCAUGGCUGAGUGGAGUAGGAAACACUGUCAUCCAGAGCACUGUCACCCUCUGGCUGCCUCGCUGUGGACACCGGCGGCUCCAUCAUUUCUUCUGUGAGGUGCCUUCCAUGAUUAAGCUUGCGUGUGUGGACAUCCACACCAAUGAGGUCCAGCUAUUCAUUGCAUCCCUGGUCUUGCUCCUCUUGCCCUUAGCACUGAUACUGACGUCCUAUGGACACAUCGUCAAGGCAGUUACUAGGAUCAAGUCAGUCCAGGCCUGGCGCAAAGCCCUGGGGACAUGUGGAUCCCACGUGAUGGUAGUGUCCCUCUUCUAUGGGACCAUCACCGCAGUGUACAUCCAGCCCAACAGCUCUUAUGCCCAUACUUCUGGGAAAUUCAUCUCCCUCAUCUACACGGUGCUGACUCCAACCCUCAACCCUCUCAUCUACACACUGAGGAAUAAAGAUGUGAAAGGAGCUAUGAGAAGACUAUUCGCAGGGACUUGGGCUCAUAAAAAACAAAGCAGAGCCCACAAGGAUCAGCUUAACUAUCCGUCCUCUUCAUCCUCCUUCCCAGGCUUCUUUGGGCCCUUCAAAAGGCAACGUCUCCUCACACCCUACAUUACAGUGCACCUCAUGUUUGGUCAUACAGUUCACUUCCCAACCUGCCAGCUGGAUUCACCAACCAUAACAGUAUCAGAUGAGGUCCCGAAUGGCAAGGUCCUCCUGUAA
Molecule: messenger RNA, 1346 nt
Organism: Sus scrofa (pig)
Lineage: Eukaryota; Metazoa; Chordata; Mammalia; Artiodactyla; Suidae
Source: RefSeq, a predicted model, not a curated record